GUAGCAGCAGAGACGCGUGCGCUGGUCUCCUGGAUGGAGAAGAUCCCGUUUGUCCUGGGUGGUAACCUCCAGGGAGGGGAGUUGGUGGUGACCUUCCCCUACGACAGGAUCCGUUCCCAGGGUGUAUCCAGGGAGCAGACCCCCACCCCAGACGACCACGUGUUCCGCUGGCUCGCCUUCUCCUACGCGUCCACCCACCGCCUGAUGACCGACGCCAGGCGGCGCGUCUGCCACACCGAGGACUUUGCCAAGGAAGAUGGCACCAUCAACGGGGCGUCCUGGCACACCGCGGCAGGGAGUAUGAACGAUUUCAGCUACUUGCACACCAACUGCUUUGAGUUGUCGAUGUACGUGGGCUGUGACAAAUUCCCCCACCAGAGUGAGCUGGCGGAGGAGUGGGAAAACAACCGGGAGUCUCUGCUCGUCUUCAUGGAGCAGGUGCAUCGUGGGAUCAAAGGCAUUGUCUGGGACAUUCAGGGGCGGGGCAUAGCCAACGCCAUCAUCCAGGUGGAAGGGAUCGGCCAUGACAUCAGAACAGCGGUGGACGGGGACUACUGGAGGCUGUUGAACCCAGGAGAGUACAGCAUCACGGUGAGGGCUGAGGGCUACAGCGCCAGUAGUAAAGUGUGUGAGGUGGGCUAUGACAUUGGAGCAACCCGCUGUGACUUCACGGUCAGCCGCACCAACCUGUCACGCAUCAAAGAGAUCAUGGAGAGAUACAACAAGCAGCCCAUCAGACAGCCUCUCAGGACGCCCGUCAGGCAGCUGCAAGCACGCAGGCCCGGCCCCAGACACAGACGCCCCUAUGAGGCUGAUUCCUCAACCACCUACUCCUGUCUCAUGAAGCCCUAUGAGGCUGAUUCCUCAACCCCCUACUCCUGUCUCAUGAAGCCCUAUGAGGCUGAUUCCUCAACCCCCUACUCCUGUCUCAUGAAGCCCUAUGAGGCUGAUUCCUCAACCCCCUACUCCUGUCUCAUGAAGCCCUAUGAGGCUGAUUCCUCAACCCCCUACUCCUGUCUCAUGAAGCCCUAUGAGGCUGAUUCCUCAACCCCCUACUCCUGUCUCAUGAAGCCCUAUGAGGCUGAUUCUUCAACCCCCUACUCCUGUCUCAUGAAGCCCUAUGAGGCUAAUUCCUCUACCCCCUACUCCUGCCUCAUCAGCCCUAUGAGGCUGAUUCCUCAACCCUCUACCCCUGUCUCAUGA
Molecule: messenger RNA, 1203 nt
Organism: Salvelinus namaycush (lake trout)
Lineage: Eukaryota; Metazoa; Chordata; Actinopteri; Salmoniformes; Salmonidae
Product: inactive carboxypeptidase-like protein X2
Exons: 5
Biological process (GO): proteolysis
Molecular function (GO): metallocarboxypeptidase activity; zinc ion binding
Source: RefSeq, a predicted model, not a curated record